GUGACGCACUUCCGGCGGCGGCGGGGUGUGCAGUAUGGCGGCGGCUGAGGCGAUGGAGGCCGCGGCGGCGGCGGCGCCCGCCCCAACACCCACACCGGGCUCGUUGCUGGCCCUGGAGCCGCGGCUGCAACGCGAGUUCCAGCAGAAGGUGCAGCGAGUACGCAACAACCGGGCAGCCAAGGAGGAGCUGACGCCGGGCGUGGUGUAUGUGGGGCACCUCCCGCGGGGGCUCUGCGAGCCGCAGCUCCGCGAGUACUUCGAGCAGUUCGGGAAGGUGACGCGGCUCCGGCUCUCCAGGAGUAAGAAGACUGGAGCUACAAAAGGAUAUGGAUUCAUAGAGUUUGCAUCUGAUGAUGUGGCUAAGAUUGUUGCAGACACAAUGAACAACUACUUGUUUUCUGAAAGACUGCUCAAGUGUCAGGUCAUACCUCCUGAAAGGGUCCAUGAAGACCUCUUCAAAAACAGUAACAGAAUAUUUCUGAAGCCUUCUCAGCCAGCAGUCAGGAGGUACAACCAGGUGAGGUCCCUCCUCCAGAAGGCGAAGAUGACGCAGCGGCUGCUGCGGAAGGAGAAACUCCUGCGGAAGAGGCUGGCUGAAAGGGGGCUUGAGUAUGACUUCCCAGGAUUUGCUGCACAGGAGCUUGCCAUAAAGAGAAAAAAAAUUAAAACAUCCAAGAAAUCAAAACUGAACAUUUCUUUGAACAGCCAGGAUCCUACUCCAGUCUGUACUCCAACAGUGCUCGAGCGCCGGAAAGCUUCCCAGGUGGAUGAUGACCCAGAAGACAAAGAAAUAACUCUGAGACUGCCCCCUGCCAGUGUUAAGAAUGCUGUGCAGAGGCCAAAGAAGCAACCAAGGAAAAGACCAAACCAGAAGAAACAGAAAUAGACUUAAAAUUGUGAUGACUGUAGCCAGGUAUCUCCUCAACUCAAAAACUGGCAAAGUGGAGCUUCUAGUGGUUCUGCUGCCCUGGCCCUGUUCAUCUUGGUUGGACUUUUUCAGUCCUUUCUAGGCAAGGAGUCUGUUCACAAAUGCUUCCCCUCCUGUGUAGCCAUCAGGGGACCUGUUGUCUUGUCUUCCUUUGAAGAUAUUCUUGACUUGUGCUCACAAGUGCCACAGUUGUGACACAACUACAGCUAUGCCAGAACCUUCAGUUAUUUCUGUAACUUGUCUUUAGUGCUCACUGUUUAGAAAGAAGUUAUGAGGCUGACCAUUCAGAGCUUGCUCAUGUGGGCUCUUAUCACAUUCAUAAUUAAUGAUGGGCUAUAAAAAAACCAAAACAUUUUUCAACUGA
This is a messenger RNA of Calypte anna (Anna's hummingbird), 1292 nucleotides long. It is a transcript of the gene NIFK, whose product is annotated as nucleolar protein interacting with the FHA domain of MKI67. Bases 35 to 886 code for a protein of 283 amino acids. Gene Ontology annotation, cellular component: nucleolus. The transcript is spliced from 6 exons. Gene Ontology annotation, molecular function: RNA binding. Gene Ontology annotation, biological process: maturation of LSU-rRNA from tricistronic rRNA transcript (SSU-rRNA, 5.8S rRNA, LSU-rRNA). The record is from RefSeq and is a predicted model, not a curated record. NCBI's taxonomy places the organism in Eukaryota, Metazoa, Chordata, Aves, Apodiformes, Trochilidae.